Nicotiana tabacum (common tobacco) is the source of this 5577-nucleotide messenger RNA. RefSeq names its product putative thimet oligopeptidase. Lineage: Eukaryota; Viridiplantae; Streptophyta; Magnoliopsida; Solanales; Solanaceae. Gene Ontology annotation, molecular function: metalloendopeptidase activity. Gene Ontology annotation, biological process: peptide metabolic process; proteolysis. The record is from RefSeq and is a predicted model, not a curated record.
UUUGGUGAGGAAAAUCAAGAAUACUAAUACUUGAGGGGAUUUGGAUGUUAGCAGCUCUCUUUGUAAGUAGAAGUAGAGUUGAAAAAAUGGGUAAGCAGCAGAAGAGAGACAGAAGCAAUCUCAUUGCUUUGACGGGAGCCGCUGCUCUUCUCGCUAUUGCUGUCAACUUUGCUAUCUCCGCCAUCAACAACAAACAUCGCAAGAAAAAAGAGAUUCCAGGUUCAAAUGUUCGAGUCAAUCUAACUGCUUCUCAAAUUCUGAAAUUAGCCGAAAGCAUAAUUAAGAAAUCGAAGCAAGUUCAUGAUGCUGUUGCAUCAGUUCCACUUGACAAGGUUGCCUAUGUAAAUGUGAUAUUGCCAUUAGCAGAGUUAGAGGCACAGCAGUUCCCGUUGAUACAGUCAUGUGUCUUUCCUAAAUGGUUAUCAGCUUUUGAGGAUGUACGCAAAGCUAGUGCUGUAGCAGAUAGAAAAAUAGAUGCUCACAUUUCAAUGUGCAGGAAGCGUGAGGACAUAUACAGAGUUGUCAAAGCUUUAACAGUAACAGGGGAUGGAUUGAGUACUGAUGCUAAAAACUUUACCCACUUCCUGGUUCGAGAAUUUGAAAGGAAUGGCGUGAAUCUGACCUUAUCUAAGAAAGAGGAGUUGCAGCGUUUAACUGCAAAUAUUGAUGAGCUAAGCAUGCAAUACAUUCGUAAUUUGGAUGAUGAUUGUAGUUUUCUACUUUUCACUGACAUGGAGCUAGAAGGGUUGCCCCCUGAGUUUCUCAAGAGCUUAGAAAAAUCUAAAGAUGGUAAAAGAAAAAUCAUUUUGAAGAGCCAUCAGAUUUUACCAGUGCUAGAGCUUUGCAAGGUGGGAUCAACCAGAAGAGCUGUUGCUAUUUCCUAUGGGCGCAGAUGUGAGGCCAAUGUUACUAUCCUUGAAAAGCUGAUUCAGUUGCGGCACAAGCUUGCUAGAUUGCUUGGAUUUGCAAAUUAUGCUGACUAUGCCACUGAUGUUAGAAUGGCAAAGUCUUCCUCUAAGGUGUUUGAGUUCUUGGAGAGUCUCUCUGCCAGCUUAAAUGAUUUAGCCUACAGGGAACUUUCGAUGGUUAAAGCAUUAAAGAAGAAAGAGGAAGGCGAAUGUCCUUUCGGCAUGGAGGAUCUCCCAUACUAUGUCAAAAGAGUCAAAGAUCAACAAUUCCGUAUGAAUUUUGGAGUAAUUAAACAGUACUUCCCUAUCAAUUUGGUUUUGUCCGGCAUCUUCAAAAUCUGCCAAGACUUAUUUGGCUUAGAUUUCAAGGAAGUUGAAGGUGCUGAGGUUUGGCAUCCAGAUGUGCAGCUAUUUUCAGCUUCAGAUCUUAGUUCUAAAGGACUUGUUGGUUAUUUUUACCUAGAUCUAUACUCCAGAGUCGGUAAAUAUGCGCAUACCUGUGUCAUAGCUCUUCAGAAUGGUUUACUAAAUAAUGGUUCAAGACAGAUUCCUGUGGCGCUACUUGUUUCUCAAUUUGAAAAGAAAGUUGAUGGUCACCCUGGGUUAUUGCAAUUCCCUGAAGUGGUGAAUCUUUUCCAUGAAUUUGGUCAUGUGAUACAUCACAUUUGCAACUGUGCAUCAUUUGCCAAGUUCUCGGGGCUGCGCCUGGAUCCUGAUUUUGUGGAGAUCCCCGCCCUUUUGAUGGAGAAUUGGUGCUAUGAAAACCUCUCUUUGAGACUGAUCUCUGGUUUUCAUCAGGAUAUCACAAAGCCCAUCAAAGAUGAACUUUGUAAAUCGCUUAAGAAAUGGCGAUGCUCCUUCUCAGCACUGAAAUUAAAACAGGAGAUCUUUUAUUCAAAGGAAUGGGAUGACAGUGACGAGAUACAAUGGCAGCGGUGAAACCGGUGGAUAUGGAAAGGCAGAGAUGGAAAUAAGCGGAGAGACAGAGGCACAAAAGAAGGAAAAGAAACGAGAGUAGAGUUAGGGGUUUUGGUGUAGUGAAGGGUAUUUUUGGGAGUAUAAUAAACUGUAAGGGUUAACAAAGUAAAAUAUUUAAUCAAACACAAGGAGCUUUUAAGUUGAAAAGCCAUGUUGGGGUGUGCAGCUUAUGGCUUUUGGUUUGUUUUGGGAUAAAAACAUUUAGCUUAAUAGCACUUUUGGUGUUUACCAAACACUAAAAUAAGCCAAAAGGUACUUAAAACCAGCUUCUAAGUUUAUCCAAACACCCUUGAAAAGCUCGUCAAAUUAGCUUUUAAGCACUUUUUGUCUUAUCUUUGGUGUUUGAUAAACACCAAAAGUGCUUUUAAACUAAAACAAGCCAAAAAUCAUUAAUUGGCACCCUAACUUGUGUCUUUUCUGCUUAAAAGCUCCUUGGAUUUACUAAGUAUUUUACUUUGUUGUCCCUUACAUUUUCUUAUAUUCCAAACAAUACCUUUCACUGCACCAAAAGCCCAAACUCCACUUUCGUUUCUUUUUCCUGUUUUGCCGCUUCCUUUCCUUCUAUGCAUCUUUACCGAUUCCUUCUGCAGAUAGACUAUCAAGUUGGAAGAUGUGGUAUUUGUCUAAGUGAGAAAGAGCAACUUUAGCAAAUAGUUUAUUCGAUAAUCUUUCCAUGUAUACCAUGUCUUUGUUUCCUUUACCUGCUAAAGUGGAGAACCAACUGAAUAGACUACGAAAAGGCUUCCUCUGGGGAAAAGGGGUGAUAAAAUGAUAUUGGUCAAAUAGGAGAAGGUGAAAGAGGUCUAAACUGAGGAUGGACUUGGUGUAAGGAACUUAAGACUACAGAGUACGAGCUAUUUAAAUAGUUUUUGCGAUAUAGUCAAGACGAAGAUUUACCUUGGAGAAGGGUUUAAGUGCUAAAAAUGGGAAAGAACAAUGUUGGUGCAACAAGACAAACUCAAACCCUAUCAUGGAUAUGGUCUAAGGACACACAUAGAAGUCUUUGGUCAGCAUUCCGAAUAUACACCUACUUAAAAGUAGGAGAUGGUCGAAAUUUUUUUUGGAAAGGUUGUUAUCUUAGAAAUAAACUCUUGAAGGAGGCUAACCCUGAUAGCUCAAUUUAGCUGUAAAUCCAGAUGCUACAAUUGCUCAUUGCAGGACUGUAAUAAUUGGAGCAUUAAUCUGAGGAAAUAUUUACAGGACAGUUGGAUACUUGGAUGGAUGGCUUGCUGCAUUUAUUGGAUGUAUUGUGUGAGAGGGCUUGGGAGGUGUGAGAAAAUGAGUAAUUCAGCUGAUCUUAGACCAAAAAUGACAAAUUUACUUAAAUCUGCGUACAAGGUGCUCUACUCUUUUGGAUGAGUCUCUCCAAAUGAAGCUUGCCUAACCCAAGAUAAUCUGAUGAAAGGAGAAAUAAUGAUGUGCAACAGAUGUUUUUUUAUGUGUGAAAAGAGUAGAGAAGUGUUAAUCACCUGUUCCAGUACUGGAAAGCUGCAACUGAAAUGUGGCAUAUGUUCCUAACUAUAUGUGAAUGAAAUAGGUGACAAUGAUAUGACCAUAUCACAGUGCUUUUGGUGCUGAAGAUGGAAAAAAAGAGAAAAGGAAGGUAAAGACAUUCGGGAAACCGUUCCUCUGUGCUUCUUUUGGGUUAUGUGGAGGGAGAGGAAUGGCAGGUGCUUUGAAGACAGUCGAACAACAGUUCAUCAGCUGAACGCCUCAUGUUUGCAUUUUUCUCUGGUGUAAUAGUAUUUGGUUUAUGGACUUCAUCAGUUUCCCUCUUAGCUAAAGGGAUAUUUUGUAAUCUGCACCCUAUGUGAAAAAUGCAAUGCCCUAAUGCUAUAUUAUUGAAAAGUAUAAUUUACCUUUUGCUCCGAAAAAACUGUUGCAUAUUUAAUUCACAUAUGCAUAAGAUAUGCAAUAGCGGUCUCUGAGUUAAAGGUUUGGUAGGACUCAUGAAUUUUUAGAAUGCUAUUGUUGGUUUUUUAAAAGAUGGGGCAGCAAAAAUAUUAAAAAUAUUGAUCGAAAAUGUCUCUCAAUAAUUUUAUUAAGCAUAACAAGGCUUUAAAUAGCCAAUUAGGAACAAAAAAUUCACAUAAUUUAAAAUUCAAAAAACCUAAAAUAUCUCAACUAACUUAACAAUCUAAUAGAAAUUAAAAUUAAAAUUCAUCCUAAAACUAAGCAACUUGUUCUGCUAAAAAAGUUACUGCAGUAACUGAAAGCAACAAAACUUCAACACUCCUCUGCUUCGGUUGCUGCAAUUUAAAAAGUUGCUCCUCAAUUCUUGCUUCUGUUAUUUGUGCUUGAGGAUUGUUUUGAGCAUCGCUGAAAUUGCACACUUUUGUAGUGCAGUUCUUUUUCUUUUCUUCUUUCUUUCUCGUCUUAUGGUUUUGUGCAUAAAAAAGACCCUUAGUGACCUUGUCUUAUCUGAAAUUUCUUUUGAAAGUAUUUGAUUCUGAACAAUUAUAGGAUUUUCAGAGAUUGCUCGUAAGGAUUGUUCUUCCAUUACAACAUUCAACAAAUCAUAAGUUUUAAGAUAUGAUUGUAUUUUCACUGAGCAAAUCCGAUAGUUUUCGCCAGUGAAAGUUUGUGGGGCAUUCAAAGAGAGAUUGUUGCUUGCCAUGUUUGAAAAUGGGUUUAAAAAUUAAUAUUGGUUAAAAAUGAUUUGAAAAUGGUUCUUUGGAAGAACUCACAUAUCCCGUAAGACCAAUGAAGCUCUUGAUACCACUGUUGGUUUUUUAAAAGAUGUGGCAGCAAAAAUAUUUAAAAUAUUGAUUGAAAAUGUCUCUCAAUAAUUUUAUUAAGCAUAACAAGGCCCCAGUUUCUUGUUUCUAUCGAUCAAUUUCAUCACCUUUCCGGUGAAAUUGACAAAACGACGAAACUUUCCGGCCAGAUCUAACAAAGAAGAGUGUUUCAAUCCUUUUCAAAAUUUGAACUAGUAAAAAGUGUAUAUUACAUUGGAACGGUGCAUCUGAAAUUCCAAAAGAAUGCUGCUUCUGAAAAUUUCAGCCGGCCACGUUUGGCCGGCGACUAUUCACGCAUCGACGCAGGUGAGGUAAGGUUUUCUCUUUUCUCUUCUCCGCCUAUUCUCGUUCUUCCCCUUUUCUUUGUUCCUUACUCCCCUUCUCUUUCUCUCGAUCUCUUUCCCCCCGACAGUCCCUUUUCUUUUUUUCUUUCUUCCUCUGCUUCUUCUCCUUUCUUCCAUUGUCUAGUUUUAUUGCCCGGACCAGCCGCCCUAGGCGGCGACCUAGGCAGUUUGUGGUUUUUGUCGUAUAUCUUGGACAGGGCGGGAGAGGCAAUUUUAGCCAAGUUUAAGCACAAGGGUUCGGGAGGCAGCAACAUUUAGGUUCCAUCUUUCUUGAAUUGUAUUUGCGCACAUUUAUUUACUGUUGCCUUGCCGGUAAUUUUUGUUUGUGUACACAUCUAUUAGUUUUGGUUGCCUUGCCGGUAACCCGUAGUUGGAGUGAUUGCUUUUUCUAUCUUUUCUACUAGUGUUUUAAGCUUAAGGUUUCAUCUAUCUCUUUUAAUUCUGUGUUUGCAUAAGGGUAGUUUCUUAGACGUGGUGGAUUCAUUGUUCUAGUGCCUGCUCGCGUUAUUGUUCUCGUAGUAGCGCCUUUGGGUUGUUUUUAGCUCUCAGGUUCGUAGCUUGUAGUCCUUCGUUCCCGCUACUUGUUCUUAGUGGUAGUGUUUACCUAAU